AUGGCUUCUUCAGCUUCCACAUAUGCUCAAACGUCCUGUAUUUUCCUUCCCAAAAUCCAAAACAGCACGCACUUCAGGGACAAGAUUAGAGCAUAUAGUACGAAGAAGGCAAGAAGAGUGAUGCAUAUUCACUCGUCACAAGGCCCAACAAAACCGCCAAAACCAUCGCCAGGAUUCGACACAAGAAUCCACUGGGAAAACCCGGACGAAGGCUGGAUAGGUGGAGGAUCCGACCCGGUCAAACCCGACCGGGACAAUCUCUUAAGUGACGACAACUUUGCAGAACUAAUCAAAGACUCUUUUGAUUCUCAUUACCAAUUCUUAGGUGUUUCAACGGAUGCUGAUCUAGAAGAGAUAAAAUCUGCGUACCGAAGACUAUCUAAAGAGUAUCAUCCAGACACAACUUCAUUACCGCUUAAAACUGCUUCAGAUAAGUUCAUGAAACUGAGGGAAGUCUACGAUGUUUUGAGCGAUGGAGAGAGCAGGAGAUUCUAUGACUGGACACUGGCUCAAGAGGUUGCGAGUCGUCAAGCUGAGAAGAUGAGAAUGAAGCUUGAGGAUCCGAAAGAGCAAGAGUUUCGGAACUACGAGUCUAUACCGGAUAUGGUUGAUCGGUUAGGUGGUAGGAACAUGGAGCUUAGUGCUCAAGCAAUGACUGCUCUCACGUUCGAUGUUUUUGUUCUACUGUUUGCCCUUGGUUGUAUAGUUUAUGUGACUGUCUUUAAAGAUCCCUCUUACUAG
Messenger RNA from Microthlaspi erraticum, 741 nucleotides. Lineage: Eukaryota; Viridiplantae; Streptophyta; Magnoliopsida; Brassicales; Brassicaceae. The record is from the annotation of a GenBank genome assembly.